AUGAUGUGCCCAGAUCCUGGUACGGCCAUUUCGUUGACGAGGAUAGCGCCUACUGGAGCAGAGAAAGAGGCUUGGUUUGCCUUUGCACAAAGUCUGACGCAAAAGAAAUUGAUGGAGGAGCUUCCGGAUGAGGCAGAGGUGUUUAUUGAUGGUCCGUUUAACGUGUAUGUGAUGGAACAUCAAGUCAAAUAUGUGGCAAUGACAUGUGCUCCUCUUCAUGUCCCCAGCGAUGAUUUCAAGCAUGAAACGUUCGAACAGGAAGAAGAUUUCUCGCAUUGGUUCACAGAAUGGAAAAAUGAACGAUAUGAAAGAAAGAUUUCAGUUCAUGAGCAGAAACAUGAAACAAUUCUGGCCCUUGGUGCAAUGCACAGGAACGACAACAAAACGGCGACACAAUGGUUGGAACGACUUCAAGAAGAAAACCCGAGCUUGUCGAGGUUACGACCCCGUCUGAGGCUUGAUCGGGUUGUAGAGCAUUCUGCUGAAGCUCAGUAA
Molecule: messenger RNA, 495 nt
Organism: Cooperia oncophora
Lineage: Eukaryota; Metazoa; Nematoda; Chromadorea; Rhabditida; Trichostrongylidae
Source: the annotation of a GenBank genome assembly